CCGCGCGUCCCUGUGGUCGCGCAGUGGAAAUCCGCACCGGGGAGCUGCUGAGGGGCGCCGGUGUCAUGUGAAGGCGCACAUGCUCUGCCAUCCACGCAGCCUGCCUCCCUCCCUCCCUCCUCUUCUUCCUCCGCGCGUUUUUCCAGUUUUUUCUAACGUAACUCCUUUCUUGCCCCCUCGCCUGCUCCGCCACUAGCCAACCGCCCCCAGGCGACCCCCGCAGGGGCUCCGCGGCGGGCGGGCGGGCGGCCGCCGGGGAGGGAAGCGCGCCCGGCGGCGGGCACCCCGCGGAGCCGCGCCCCGCGGAGCCGCCUCGGAGGUAUGGUUUUCUCGGCGGAGCAGAGCUGCGGCGGCUGCCGCCUCCGCGGGUGCUGAGACGGGAUUUUUGUGGUGCGGUUCCUGGGCUCCCAGCUUCAUGACUGCGGGGAGCCAACACCAUGCGAGCACAAAUUGAAGUGAUACCAUGCAAAAUUUGUGGUGAUAAGUCCUCUGGAAUACACUAUGGAGUCAUCACAUGUGAAGGCUGCAAGGGAUUCUUUCGGAGGAGUCAGCAGAACAAUGCCUCCUACUCCUGCCCAAGGCAGAGAAACUGUUUAAUUGACAGAACCAACAGAAAUCGUUGCCAACACUGCCGACUGCAGAAAUGUCUUGCCCUGGGAAUGUCUCGAGAUGCUGUGAAGUUUGGAAGAAUGUCCAAAAAGCAGAGGGAUAGCUUGUAUGCUGAAGUGCAGAAGCACCAGCAGCGACUGCAGGAACAACGGCAGCAGCAAAGCGGUGAGGCAGAAGCCCUGGCCAGGGUUUACAGCAACAGCAUCAGCAAUGGCUUGGGCAACCUGAAUAAUGAAACUAGCAGCACCUACUCAAAUGGGCACAUCAUUGACCUGCCGAAGUCUGAGGGUUAUUAUAACGUGGAUUCUGCCCAGCCUUCCCCAGACCAGUCUGGGUUAGACAUGACUGGAAUCAAACAGAUAAAGCAGGAACCUAUCUAUGACCUCACCUCUGUACCAAACUUGUUUACCUAUAGCUCUUUCAACAAUGGGCAAUUAGCUCCGGGGAUAUCCAUGACUGAAAUAGAUCGAAUUGCACAGAAUAUCAUUAAAUCUCAUUUGGAGACAUGUCAAUAUACAAUGGAGGAACUCCACCAGCUAGCAUGGCAGACCCACACAUAUGAAGAAAUUAAGGUUUACCAGAGCAAGACCAGAGAAGCUCUGUGGCAGCAGUGUGCCAUUCAGAUCACCCAUGCUAUCCAGUACGUGGUGGAGUUUGCAAAGCGCAUAACAGGCUUCAUGGAGCUCUGCCAGAAUGACCAAAUUCUCCUCCUUAAGUCAGGCUGCUUGGAAGUCGUUUUGGUGAGAAUGUGCCGUGCCUUCAACCCACUCAACAAUACUGUUCUGUUUGAAGGAAAGUAUGGAGGGAUGCAAAUGUUUAAAGCCUUGGGUUCUGAUGAUCUGGUGAAUGAAGCGUUUGACUUUGCGAAGAAUUUAUGUUCCUUACAGCUGACUGAGGAGGAAAUUGCCUUGUUUUCAUCUGCUGUUCUGAUAUCACCAGAUCGAGCCUGGUUGAUAGAGCCAAGAAAAGUCCAGAAGCUUCAGGAAAAGAUUUACUUUGCACUUCAACAUGUGAUCCAGAAGAACCACCUCGACGAUGAGACUUUGACAAAGUUAAUAGCCAAGAUACCAACCAUUACUGCACUUUGCAACUUGCACGGAGAGAAACUACAGGUAUUUAAGCAAUCUCAUCCAGAUAUAGUGAACACACUAUUUCCUCCAUUAUACAAGGAGCUUUUCAAUCCAGACUCAACCACUGGCUGCAAGUGAAGGGGAUAAUAGAAUUUUCAUGUAGUCAUGGAAUGCGUCACUGUUAAGACAAAAAGAAAUGUUUUCAUGAAGAACUUACUAAAAAUGUCACUACUGCAACAUUAGGAAUGUCCUGCACUUAAUAGAAUUAUUUUUCACCGCUACAGUUUGAAGAAUGUAAAUAUGCAACUCUGAGUGGGGAUGUCUUUUUUCUCUUUUCUUUGUUUACUUUUUUUUAUUUUUGAACUGACAAUGAAUAUACAAAUAUAGGACACUGGGUGUUACUUUUUUUUUUUUUUUUUUUUUUUUUCUAUUGGGGAAUGUUUUGGGAGACAACUGUUCCUAGAAUUUUAUUGUAGAUAUACAUGAGAAUAGAGCAGUACUUUGCAGUAUUACUCUUGCUGUUUAUUGUUCAAAUAUAAUUUAAGAAAAUUCCACUUAUUAGACUUGCCUAUUUCUAUGUUUCUAGAUAGUUUAAUGCAUGUGGAAAUUUGUAGCUGUCUUGGAAAUUGGUGCAUGUAUGGAAUACACAUAUGUAUAUAUGUGGUAUAUACUUUUAUAUAUAUAUAUAUAUAUACACACACACACAUAUAUAUAUAUAUAUGUAGGUAUUACAUGCAUACAUGCUGUAGCUUAAAAAUCCCAUGCCUACUUUUAAAGGAUGCUCAGCCUGGCUGUCAUGCAUUUCUUACUCUCCAAGUAAUAUAUUAGAUUUAGUUUGGGCAAUCAAGAUUUGCUUUGCCAGUCAGAGUUAAAUCAUCAGCUGCCGAUGUGUAAUGACAGGAUCACUUCUGAGAUAUGUGUAAUGUAGUGCCUGUGUGCAGUCUGUAAAUCUAACAUCAGGAAUGUAUCAAUGGUGCAAAAAGCCUUGUCUGGAUGAUUUUAGUGGAGACAAGAAAAGUUUUUUUUUAAUUUUCUCCCUGUUACAGGGAUAGAACAUAUAUAAAAGUAAACAUUGUAGGACCUGAUGUCAGUAAAGUAUCUGAAACGUGGAGUAAAAAUGUAGACUAUCCCACACGUACAUUUUUCUGAUUUAACACAUGAUUAUGCUUUAUAUACACUUCUUUGAAAAGUAGUUGCAAGACUUGGUUUGUUUUUCACUGAACUCAAUGAUAAAACACGCAGUGAACUCAGUAAAAACCAUAGGAAGCCUAAAAUGUAGCUCUGAAGGGUAGUAGCAGAGGGAGGAAGGGAGGGAAGCAGGAGGAAAGUCAAAGUAAGCAAUAUCCGUGGUUGCAAAGGCAAAUAUAGCUGUCACUGUUUCUGACAUAGCCAUCAUCUAGAUGGGAUUGAUGAUUUCCAUUACACACAUCCAUAUAUGUAUGUUACGUACACAUGCAUAUAUGCAUGCAUCUGUAUGUAUAUAACUGUAUAUAUAUACAUAUAUAAGGUUGAUUUUAGAUGCACUUCAGGAGGGGAGCAAAGGAUUGAGGCUUUCUUUUUGUCUGUCUGUGAAUUGAUUUUAUGUGCAUUUGCUUGCAAAACCAAAGGCAAACACAGAGGGGAGUGGAAGACUGCCAUGGACUUAAUCUUGUGGAUUAAUUAAGUUUAAUUAGCAGUCAUGAUUAAUGUGUUUGGAUUCUGCCAGAGAUACAAAACACAGACUUUUUAGCUAUAGAAGACAGAUUCAGUUUCUGCGACGGCUCUGCCCUUACCGCCACUUUUAUCUAUUGUAAGCUUUUUUGGAGAAGUCUCGUCUGGGGACACCCAUGGCGGAAAUAGAGCAGAAAUAAGAGGAAGUGGACACUAGAGAAGAAAUGAAGUGAAGGCAGAAUCACGAGCAGGUGGAUUUAUUUCAGAUCAUGUAGAAGUCAGUGCACUCUGAGGCAAGGCAAGGUGGAGCACACUGUCAGGGAGGCCGAAGGACCCACUGUCUGCCAGGCUGCGCAGCAGAGCGGUGUCGCAGGGAGCCCACGGGGAAACAGAUGGGCCCCGGGGCAGGGACAGAAACUUGGUUUGUUGCAUGAUAACUUAAUGCCUCCAGCUUUUCCAGCAGACUUGUACAGCUCUGGUCUCAACCUUCUGUUCCCUUUUCUGCGUGACCAAGUAAUUCACAGGCUAUUCCAAGUACUUUUUGAAGUUUUCCCUUGCACUCCAUCAGCUGGUUUUCAAUUUUACAUAUUUCAUGACAGAAUACAGUGUAGACAACAUCAACAUUAGUUUGCUCUGUUUUAGUAAUGCCAGACCAGACACAAGACCAGUUAUAAACUCUCAGCUAACAAAUGUUUCUCUGCAGGUCCAUUACAACUCCAAGAAGAAAAAAAAAAACAAAAAAAAAAAAACAAAACAAAAAAAAAAAAAACCUGCACAUCAAAGUUACUUGUGCUGAGAAUUUUGUUGCAAACAUGACAUACUCUUCAAGAUUACUUAGUCCUAUAGAACACCAAUUUCUAAAAUACCUUUUUUGCUCCAAAUUCACAGCACGUUUUCUGAUCUUUACUGAUUACAUUAAAACAUCUUCAAUUACAUAAUAAAGCAUUGCUCUUGAUGCUUCUUUAUACCAUCUGAACCCUAAGACUGGCAUUCCCUUUUAAAGUGAUUCAUCUGCUUGCAGUCCCUUUUACAUGGCAAAUCCAUGAAAAGGACCCCAAACUCCAACUCUCUCUAAUAUCAAAAAACUUCAUUAACAAUAUUUAUGUACUACUCCUGUGAAUUUAUCUGAGAAAAAAAUAUCAAGUCAAACUGAACUCUAUAAGUGCUCAGUUUUAACUGCCGGUGAUUCUUGUUUUCCAGCUGAAGAAUACACACAUAUAUAUUUGUUUCAAAUCCUUUAUAAACUUGUUUUCAGUAUAUCAAAAGUAACAUAUUUAGCCAACACACAGAAAUACAGAAUAUGUGAUAAAUAUUACUGUUCUUAGUGAUGACGUUUGUCAUGUUUAUAAAUAGUCCUUCACAAUUAGUGUUACAUCUUGAAAAUGUUUUGUUCUUUUCAAAUAAGCUAUUCGGUCCUUCGGAUUUUUGAUUUAUGUCUUAGGCAAGAUAACCAAAUGAAGAUCACCAGUGAAAAAGACAUUAUUUAAUCAUUAUCCACAGGGCUUUUAAUCCUUAAAGCACGGUUCUUAAAUCACUGCAACCUCAUGACCUUUUCAAUCAGUAAGGAUUACUGCCACUUUUUAAAGAUGCGGAAAUGAAAGAGAAGAAGUUAAAUGACUUGCCAGAGACCACAAAGGUAGCAGUAUCCAGUCCUAGGAUAAAAAUUGAUUCUUGCUUUUUGUCCUAAAAGUAUUAAGAUGCUGGUAUACAAAAUCUUCAUUGCCAUUGAUAGGCAAUAGCUUGUAUGAACAAUUACAAACAUUGCCAAACAAAUUUUUAUCUUCAAAUAAGGUUAAUUAUCAAUAGCUUGCUUACUACUUUUACAGAAUUUGAGCAAAUAACCUUGGUUUUUAUUUGGAAAAUAAAAAUUAAUUCUCAUACAUUAUUUAUUCGUGGUAACAAAGGCUGAUAAAUUUUAUUUCAUUUUAUGUGAUUUGGGAUUGGUCGGAUAGGUAAAGUAGUGCCUCUUUUGCCUUCCAUUGGCUGACUUUAGAACAAAAAUUAACAAUCACAUGAUACAGGCUGGAUUUUUGUUGCUGAUUUUGAUACAUAAUCAUUUAUGCUCAAAAUUUCAAAGUCUUGAUAUUGGAUUUAAUAUGUUCAAGUUAUCCAUAAACUUUAAAUAAUAGAUUGAAUUUGAGUAAAUAAUUGCAUAAUCCACUCAAAAAAUGCAUUUCAGAAAAUAUUAGUGCUGCACUUUACUUCUUCUUGGCUUUCAUUAGUCCACAGUAAUAUCUGAAGCCCUUCAAUUAAACCUCCAAAACUGUGAUUUCUCACAUCUACUCUCUGUAGUAACUGGUUGUGUUUGUUGAUUUUUUCAGUGACAAGCUUUUCAAAUGGGACACAUUUUUUAAUGAUUGAUUAACCUGGGAUCUUUAACAAAAGGAUAUUUAAAACAUGUAUUAAAUCUUCUACUUCUAGCAUUUCUCUCAGAUAAUUCAACUACAUUUAUCUAAAUUAUCCUUGGCGUGAAGGAAGCAGAUGUAGGCUGUUCAUUACACUACCACAGAGACUUAAUUUUGGUGUAAAUGUGACUCUUGCCAGCUCUUUGUAUAAAGAAUUAGUUCCAAGAGUCAUAUUUCCUUCUAAUGGAAAGACUGCUUUAGUGAUUUCUGGGGAAAAAAAAAAAAAAAAAAAAAAAAAAAAAGAGAAAAAUAAAAAAAAGAGAAAAAGAAAAACAGGGUAAUAGAAGGCACUCAGUUGAGCCAACUAGUUUCCAAAAGUAGUGUAUAUAUUUUGAUUGAUUUGUGAUAGCCAGCAUUUAGGAAUUGAUUCUGCAAGUUGUUAGGCUCCCUUAGUCCUAACUAGAGCCACUGAAAAUGGACGCAUGUCAGCACCACACAGGAUGUGCUCAACACCUUGGUGAGCACCUUGGUGUUGAGGCCCGCUUUGAGUUUUGCAGAGUACAAGUCAGGUGUUAUUCUCAUACUUGCAUAUUAAUACUUUUGCUUCACGCUUCCCAUUGUUCAUUUCAGCUCAGUUUCACAGGGAUCAGUUCAUUCCUCCUGUUGCAUCUUGGGUGCCAGUGUUGUCUCAGUGCUUGUGCCAGGUUAUGGUGCUCCAGGUGGAGCAAAUACCAGAUGUGUCCACGAACAUGAGCUUUAUUAUGUGAUUUUCUUUGUUUGUUUUCAUGGUGGCAGCUUACACAGGUGUACAUUUCCCUUUGGGAUAGUUUGCAGGGAUUCCUGACGUAACAACUUCUACACAAAGAAGGUGCAAAGACGCUCUUGUGCACUGCCCUCUCAGCCUCCAACCAAUGGGCUGUGGGAGCUGCCCCAAGGCUGUCUCUCAAAAUGGCCAAGCAGCACAGUUAGAGAUGUGCAGCUGAUGACACCUGUCCGUUGUCUUUUUCACCCCCUCUAAAGCAACGCUACAAAGCACAUUUGAAAGUCUUGCCCCCGGAUCCUCCUUCCUCCUGACUCUUCAUUGAUUCUGCUGUUCCCAGAAGACCUAAGGUCCAGCCUGGAACCUGGUUCCUAUUUUCAGAGUCAUUGUCUGUUGGACAUCCCAGGAAUAUAGCACUGGGAAAUAAGAUCAAACUGAAACAUGAAAGAGUUUUUUGUCCAAAUAAGUUAUGUCUAAGCACAUACGAAAUGGAAACCUGAGACAGAACAGCUUGCUUUUCUCUGGAAGUAACAAAAUAGUGUAUUUAGACCUACCAACUGCCCCAGCACUUUCUGCCUCCACUCUAGAAACUAACUCCUAUCUCUGACUUCCAUUAGGAACAGUGUGUUGGAAACCCAGUCCUCUUCUUUCCUUUUUAAGUUUCACGCUUUGUAAAUGACAAUCACUGCUUGACGCAGAUGUUGCACUCUAUGCCACUCAGGGAUGUUUCAUUACUAAAAAUAACUAUAUAAAUAUAACAGUGAUAAUAAGGAAGAGAACGUUAGAGGCUUUGAAGGGCACGGGUUGAGCUGCCCAAAUGAACGCAACCCAGACAAGGCUUUCAAGCCAGUGGUUAGAAGUAACAUUGGUAUAAACUGAAUUCACUGUCGGCAUUUCCUCAGCUCGAAGCUUUCCUCACUUAACCCGUUGUUUCACAGUCAGUGGAGCCCUACUGACCCAUCAGUUUGUGAUGUUAAAGUCCUUUUGGAAACAAAAUGCAAGUGAGCUUUGUACUAGUUACUGAAUUUAGAAAACUGACAAAAGAAAGUGCAGUUUAAAGGUACUGAGUUUAGGCACCAUUAAUGUGAGCUCAUAUUCAGAAUUGCUGCAGGAAUGUAAGAAGAAAGGUUAAGAUGUAGAAUGAAUAAUAGUAUGUCAGCAAUGACAGCAAAAGUUACACUGAGCUACCACAUGGAGAAAUGAUUCUAAAGAGCAAGCAGUAUAAAGUGGUUAACAGCUACCCUUUCCUCUGAGGGAUGCACAAAAUCAUAGCUACCGCCAGGCCUCUGCAGCAAUGCUUCUCCAUGGUACAACCAGACUUUUUCUCACCUUAAACAAACAUGACCCUAUUUUAUACUGCACUAGUGAAAAAUAUUCUCAUUUCCUAGAAUUCUGAAAUGUGCUUCUGCUUAUCCCUAGUUUUAUACCUCAUGUUUUCUAUAGACCUAUCAUUAAAAGAACACUCAAAGAAAGGCAAAUUGCAGUGGAUUAUAUUGCCAGUCAUUGGGUUAAUUCCAGGUCUUCAACCAAGAGGUUUUCCUCAGCACUCAGUACAAUCAUUGCUCCUGGUCUUACAGUGAGUAUGCAUGGGGUUUGACUCCCUCCACCUUCUGAACUCCCUACUUAGAAGAUAGGUGGAAGACUUCAAGAGGUGGAAGGGAAAGGCUAACAUCCCUAUGCUUCGAGGUUUUCAUAAUCACAGUCUUUGCCAACUACCCCAUUGCAAUUUCAAUUUUAGCCUUUCAGGUUGCUGGGAGCCACAUCUGAGUGACUGAAAUUCUUUUAGCAUGAUACUUGCCCAUUAAAAAGAAGAGUCUUCUGGCCCGAGGAUCUUGCCUCUUUUCCUUUUCCUUUUCCUCCUAGCUCCUAACGAACGAGGCCUGGAGUGGUAAAUGAUUCAUCUUGCUCUUUCUCAAAGCUGAUCCUUAACUGUAGCCUGCAAGGGAGGCUCCACCCAAGAGGCAGGAAGCAGGUUCGUUCCUCCUUUUCCUCCCAGACUCCAUGUUCUCACUUAGCUGUAUUUUCCCUGCAUGUGUUGUCCUUGCAAGUAAGACUGUGUGACAAUGAGCUCAACAACUUAGUCAUUUACCAUCCCAGAAGUGGUUUGCAGCAGAUCGCUUAUCUAUAAAACCCACUUGUGUAUACAGUCUGCAGACAAAUGCCAUUGUGGAAAGAAGAGACCUAAAAUUUCUACAGUGGUAGCUCACAGAUCAGUAACUCUCCUAAAAAGGCAGCUUGAAUGUCCAGUGACAUGAUGGAUGUGUCAGUGUUCUCCAAACAAUCCUUGCAUUUCAUUUGUGCUGAGAGAAUAAGGCAAUGCACAAAAUGCUCUGGGAAAGGAGAGAUGUUUCCUGGGUGUUACUACAGGCAGUGAGGAUAAUACUGCUCACAGUGAGUUCAGUAACAUGAUGUACUACAUUUACAUAAUUUCAUCAUCCUCACAAUUCAAGCACAGAACAUAAGGAGAGUGAAAGAAAACAUCAUUGGAUAUAGCAGCAAUAAAUAUAAGUGUUUCUUUGUAACUGUACCUGCAGAAAUCGUUUGCUUUGCACGUGGUCUUCUGUACAAUAACAUAAAGAAAAACUUCAUCUAAUGUAGAUAUCACAGUGCUAUUGCAUAUUUGUUGGAUUCAUUAGAUGGAGCUGCUAAUUUGUAAUCAAAGAUACUGCUGUUGAGAAAAACGUAUGUGCUUCAAGAAAAGGCUGAAGUCCUUGUUUAUGACUAUACACUGGCAGCAGUAAAGUAUGUUCAAUAUAAAACUCUGUCUGGACAGAAUUUUAAACAUCUCCUAGUUUUCAAUAUUAUGAUCACAUUGGUCCCUUAUUUGGGCAACAGGAAUGCAACUGCAUUGAAAAACAAGCAGGGCCAGAUCAACCACAAAGAACAGGAAAGAACGGACUUUACCUUGAAGACUGUUCCAGAUAAAACCAGCUUAUAUAUAUAUAUAUAUAUAUAUAUUUAAAAAAAAAAAAAAAAAAAAAAAAGCACUUAUACUUGUCUUGAUUAGACACACAGCUUAAUAAGUCAAAGUAACUACAUUAGGCUGUUGACUUUGGGGAUUCAGAUUCAGAUGCACUACAUUUGUGUUUUUUUAAUGUGUCACUUCAGUGUCAGAAUCAGGCAAAAAAGGUGUUUUGUUGUUAGUAAGAAACGGUAAUACUCAUUUAACCCUACAGAGUGUGGACCACACAUUCUUGUGCAGUAGAUGGGGAUUUAUUCAUGCACUUAUUCUUAAAAAGCCACUGAGUAGCAUAGCAAGUGAACUAGCCGUGAUAGUCUUUGCCUCUUGCAUGACUGCAAUGUGACCUCUAUUAGGCUACAGAGAGCGGCUCUGUGAUUGUACUUGUGGCCACAAAUAAAGCACAACCUAACUCUAAGCUGUUAUCAACACCCAGCUAAAUCAAAUGCAUAGAGUAUUUUGAGAUUUAUGCUAAUCACUAUGAGAUAAUUCCCAUGUUAAACUAAUUACUCUGGUUGUAAUGAAAGGAUGGUAUAAAUAAAAUAGUAAUCAGAAUAGCAACAAAAUCCCUUAUUUUACAGCUGCACUCUCUGCCUCAUCUGAUUAAAGAAAUUUACUUAAAAAUUAAACAAACAAAACAAAAAGAAAGAUACCUGAGUAUGUAUUGUAGAAAUGUAGAAGACAAAUAAAAUAUUUUUUCAAAUGUAAUUACUUUUAAUAUAUGCUUGUGGAAGGUCUGAUACUAUGUAUGCUGUCUCUAUAAUUUUUGCUGUAAAUAUCUUGGGACAGUGAAUACACUGAUUUUUUCUAUGUCUCUGUUUAAGCAUAAGACUUUGUAAUGAUUUUUUUUAAAGAGGAAAAACAUCAAAGGGCAAAUUAUGUACUUGCUUCCUGUAAGUGUAAUGUAUUCUUCAGUUUUUAUGGAAACUGAUUGUAAUAGAUAAAGCCUUUUGACCAGCCGUUGAUGUUUAGUGUAUACUUCUGUUUGUAAUGGGGAAAAAAAAGAUGGGACUGUCAAUGAAACAUGAUCCCAGUGAGUCAGUACAGUGAGUAUUGUAUUAAUACCUGCAGACUGUAUUUGACUA
Messenger RNA from Tyto alba (common barn owl), 10478 nucleotides. It is a transcript of the gene RORB, whose product is annotated as RAR related orphan receptor B. Gene Ontology annotation, cellular component: nucleus. The record is from RefSeq and is a predicted model, not a curated record. Bases 438 to 1817 code for a protein of 459 amino acids. Gene Ontology annotation, molecular function: zinc ion binding; nuclear receptor activity; RNA polymerase II cis-regulatory region sequence-specific DNA binding. Gene Ontology annotation, biological process: regulation of transcription by RNA polymerase II. The transcript is spliced from 10 exons. Lineage: Eukaryota; Metazoa; Chordata; Aves; Strigiformes; Tytonidae.